AUGGCCAUUUGCAUCACGUUCGGAACACAUGAAUUCACUUCUAUGUUGGAGGGAUACGAGAAUGUCCGUGCUUACUGCUAUAACUGUGAGUGGAUUGGCUGCUCUGCUUUGCCUGCCUGGUCGUCUGGACCUGAUCUGACUAAGGCUUUUUGUAUGAAUCAGGUCAACAUUGGAACGGACAUUGCGUUACAAGAUGGCCGUGGUUCACUAUUUGCUUUAUUUGACCGUCCCGAUAUCACACCCGAUACGCGUCCCCCGCCUGGCGCAAUCACAGGCCCAGCGCCGCCCCCGCAGGCUUAUUAUCCGCCGCAAGGCACUCAGCCACCUCAGGGGUAUGGGUAUAAGUAA
Molecule: messenger RNA, 348 nt
Organism: Aspergillus affinis
Lineage: Eukaryota; Fungi; Ascomycota; Eurotiomycetes; Eurotiales; Aspergillaceae
Product: rhodopsin family protein
Exons: 4
Coding region: 1-348 (115 amino acids)
Source: RefSeq, a predicted model, not a curated record